This is a messenger RNA of Anopheles aquasalis, 1491 nucleotides long. RefSeq names its product putative serine protease K12H4.7. Lineage: Eukaryota; Metazoa; Arthropoda; Insecta; Diptera; Culicidae. The record is from RefSeq and is a predicted model, not a curated record. Gene Ontology annotation, molecular function: dipeptidyl-peptidase activity; serine-type exopeptidase activity. Gene Ontology annotation, biological process: proteolysis.
AUGCAGUGGAGUUUUAGUAAGAAGCUGGUGGCGAUGUCACUGCUGCUUGCAGUGAUCGUCGUUGCCUCGGGCAAAUCGAUCGACAAGGUGCGCCGUAUGCCACCGGGUAUCGAUCGUAUGUUUGCUCGCAUUGAUGGCAUCCGCCCACCGAAGGGAUACGUCUCGCAGAGUCCGCGUACCGUCGAGGGCCGCUUUACGGCCAAGGUGGAUCAUUUCAAUCCUCAGAGCCGCGAUACGUUCGAGUUCAGCUACCUGCACAACGACCAGUACUACCGCGAGGGUGGUCCACUGUUUGUGGUCGUUGGUGGCCGCCAACCGAUCAGUCCGUACUUCAUAGAGAAUAGUCAUUUCCGCGACGUGGCCGCACAGCAGGGUGCCUGGUUGGCUACCUUCGAGCAUCGUUACUUCGGAUCCAGCGUUCCCACUGAGAAUCUUUCGACGGAGAACCUGCGCUUCCUGCAGACCGAGCAGGUCCUCACAGAUCUGAUCGAAUGGAUUGAUUUCCUGCGGCGUGAGGUGAUGGGAGAUCCGAACGCUCGUGUCAUCUUGAACGGAGUAGGCUAUACCGGUACGCUCGCCUCGUGGGCUCGUCAACGAUUUCCGAACAUCAUCGAUGGAGCAUGGGCCUCGAGUGCGCCAGUGAGAGCUGCCGUUAGCUUCCCAGAGUUCUCUCAGGACGUCGGUAACAUUAUCCGCACCAAGGGUAGCGACGCGUGCUACAACCGCAUCUUCCAGGCGUUCAACACGAUCGAGAACCUGCUGAAUGCUGGUCGGGUUGAGAUGGUGUCGCGGAUGUUCAACACCUGCGAUCCGAUCAACGUGGACGAUUCGCUGGAGGUGCAGCUGUUCUUCUACGACAUGAUGCAAUCAGUGAAUGCUGGCAUUUUGCAGGCCAUCUCUGGUUAUGAAGGUGUUGGCCUGGUGUGCGGAGCCCUGGCCGAGUUCCUCAACCAGACCUACAGCGGAGUCCGCGAGUGCUUCGAUCUGUCGUUCGAAAACUUCGUUCAAUACGCGAUCGAUGAGGACAUUGAUGCUCCCCAGAAUCGGGAAUAUGGUCUACGCCAGACGGCCUAUCACGAUUGCACUGAAUUCGGUCACUUUCCGACCGCCGAUACGCCAGACCAGCCGUUCGGUAACCGUGUCACAUACGAUCUUCUAUUGGCCGAAUGUCAGGCCGCAUUCGGUGACUGGCUAGUCCGAGAUGUAGUCCACGAUGGUGUCCGCCUGACUAACUUCCACUUCGGUGCGACCGAUCCGCGCACCACCAACGUUCUCUACACCAACGGUGCUCUCGAUCCGUUCCGUCAUCUGUCCAUCACAUCGUACCAGAACCUACUAUCCAACGCCCGUGUCACUCCGGGGGCUUUCUACGGUGAGGAUAUCUUUUCCAUCUCUGGCUACGACUCGGAGGAACUGCUCGAGACCAAGCACAUGGCUGAACAGUAUAUUUCCACCUGGCUCGGUUCUCCUAUUAGUCCCUUGCGGAGGUAG